Messenger RNA from Girardinichthys multiradiatus, 10705 nucleotides. Its product is annotated as inaD-like protein. The record is from RefSeq and is a predicted model, not a curated record. Gene Ontology annotation, molecular function: protein binding. Bases 512 to 6553 code for a protein of 2013 amino acids. The transcript is spliced from 51 exons. NCBI's taxonomy places the organism in Eukaryota, Metazoa, Chordata, Actinopteri, Cyprinodontiformes, Goodeidae.
GAUUUUAAAGAACCGAACCCUCUGAUGGUCUCUGGAAGUUUAGAGAAACACGAAAACAGCAAAAGGAGCAGUGGUUUCCGACUGCACCUGAAGGCAUCCUCACACCGAAACUGGUGCCAAACUGGAUCCAGUUGAAGUGAGCUGUGUCCUUGUUUCGGAUGGUUAGAAAGCUGUGUGCGGACUUCGUGGACUGUAGCAGGUUCGGGUCCGUGUUUGUGUGUCGAUCUUAAGCCAGAGAGGUGAGUUCUGGUUCUGAUCCAGUGGGGGCAUCUGAGUUAGCAGUUUAGCUCUGAACGGACUGGGUUAGUUCCUUUGUUGGUUCUGUGUCUGUCCGUGUGAGUUGGUUGGGCUGAACAGAACCGGUAAUAUUGUUUGAAUUCAUCUUCUGUUGAGCGGAGCUGCGUUCAGUUCCAGGUGUUCAAACCAGUUUAAACAGAUUUUCACCUGUCUGUUAACUUUGAAGCACCUGUUUCACCUGCAGGAAGUUCACCUGUAGUUUCGGACCUUCCUGAUGACUUCGGGACCAAAAAUAAUCAGGGAUUUACUGAUUAAACAGCAGAUUAUCUCUGACCGCGCCCCUCGGAGCCGCGUAGUCUCACUUCCUGGUUCCUCUCAGGUGUGUUCAGGUGGAUCCAGGACAACCAUGUUGGAGAAUGUCCCUACAGUUUCCUCUGCAGAGCGCCAGCAGGUUCUGGGAGCUCUGGAGCGUCUGCAGGCCAAACUGGUCCAGAGGGAGGAGUGGACCCACAGUGACACUCUGGGAAACCUGCGGGAGAUGCUGCAGAGUCUGCUGUUCAGCCACAUCCUGACCGUGCAGUACUCUAUUAAGCAGCUCCAGAACCAGCUGAGCAGCAUGCCUCCUGAUGCCCUCAGUGACUUCAGCUUCUCCAGACGGGGUCAGUUGAUCAUGAGCACUGUCAACCCAUCCAGCCUCUCGACUCCGUCCGCCCUGUCACCCUCCUCCUCCAUCCUGACCAAUGGCUCGUCCUCAUGCUUCCCUCAGGCUCCGCCCUCAACUGACUGGCUGCAGAAGUGGAUUCUGACAGCAGCAAAGGGGCGUCACACUGAGCUGAUGAGCCUGACCCGACCCGUUUCAGGUGGGCUGGGCUUCAGUGUGGUCGGUCUGAGCCCUACAGGAAGCAGCAGUCAGGGUGUCUUUGUCAAACACAUCCAGCCAGGAGGAAUCGCUCACAGGGAUGGGCGUCUCCAGGAACGGGAUCAGAUCUUGGUGAUAAACGGCAGCCCUCUGGAGCCGGGGAUGAGCCAUCAGCAGGCUCUGAGCCUCCUGCAGCAUCCUGGACACACAGUGGAGCUGGUGGUGGCCCGGGAUCCCCACUCUGAAGGAGGUCCAAUCAGCACGGGUCAGUGGGGUCAUGUGGAGGAGAUCGAGCUUUCCAACGAUGGAUCUGGUCUGGGCUUUGGAAUCGUGGGCGGGAAGAAGAGUGGAGUGGUGGUCCGAACGCUGAUCCCGAACAGCGUAGCGGACAGGGACGGCCGCCUCCGCACAGGUGACCACAUCCUCCGCAUUGGGUCGACUCCCACUGUCGGCCUCACCAGCGACCAGGUUGUCAAGGUGCUGCAGGCCUGCGGCAGUCACGUGACCAUGCUGAUCGCCAGGGACCUCCGAGGACAAAAGUCAGCCGCCCUGGAUGGACCACUGCCUCCUGACUCCGCCCCCAUUGCUAAAUUACCUCCGCCACUUCCUGACUCCGCCCCCAUAACAUCUUUACCUUCUGGGCCUCCUGUAGUCCCGCCCCAGCAUCGGCUCAGCAAGACGCCCAAUCUGGAGGGAUACGAGAUCCACGAGGUUUCUCUCACCAAGAAGGACGGCCAGAGCCUUGGCAUUUCCAUCAUCGGCUUCAACCCGCUGAUGAGCCAAGAUGCAGUGGGUGUGUUUGUGAAACACGUGGUUCCUGGCAGUGCCGCGGACCAGAGCGGAAACAUCCGGGUCCAUGACCGACUCCUUGCUCUGGAUGACAUCAGUCUCCAUGGUCUGACCAACCAGGAGGUUCUGGAAGUGAUGAAGCAGACGGGUCAGACUGUGGUUCUGACUCUGGUCCGAAAGAAAGCCAGGGGCCUGGAGAGAUCCCUGGAUAAAGUGGAGCGCGAGUCAUCUCGAGGGUCUCAGAGGAGGAGUCUGGAGAUGAAGACUCAUUGCUCAACGUCUGGCCCCAUGAUGAUGAUGAAACAGGAACCAUCGUAUCCAAACACUGCCCGACUAAACAGAGCCUCUGAUGAAGAACUUAGAGCUAAAUGGGAGGCAGCUCUGGGACCUCAGUACCAUGUCCUGGUGCUUAACCUGGAUCCUGUCAUAGAGGAUGAUGAAGAGCUACAGAAAUCUUCCAAGCUGCUGCCAAUCCACAUCCUGCGUUUGGGUGUCGAGUUGGACUCGUUUGACGGUCAUCACUACAUCUCUUCUGUGGCCCCUGGGGGCCCUGUAGACAAACAUGGAGUUUUAAGGCCUGAAGAUGAACUGUUGGAGGUGAACGGGGUUCAGCUCUACGGGAAGUCCCGGCGUGAAGCCGUGUCCUUCCUCAAGGAGGUGCCUCCUCCGUUCACUCUGGUCUGCUGCCGUCACUUCACCUCUGACCUGGAACCAGAACCAGAAUCUGAACCGUCACCUCCACCCGACCCAGCAGCAGAACCGACACAUCGCAGCGUUGAUGAGAUGGAGCUGAAACUGUCAGCGAUGCUCCUGAGAGAUGAUGGGAUCCAGCAGCAUCAGGAAGAGGAGGAUGAGGAGGUUAGACAGAAGCAGGCUUCUCCUGUAGAGGAGCUGUUGAAGACAGAAGACACUGACCCCAGCCAGGAUGAGGAGGAGGACGAGGAUGAGGAUGAUGAUGGAGAGCUGGCUCUGUGGUGUCCUGACGUUAAUGUGGUGGAACUCCAGAAGGAGAGAGACAAAGGCCUCGGCUUCAGUAUCCUCGAUUAUCAGGACCCGUUGGAUCCUGGUCGCUGCGUGAUGGUGGUCCGCUCUCUGCUUCCUGGUGGGUCAGCAGAGCGUCAUGGCGGUUUACUUCCUGGAGACCAGCUUGUAUCAGUUAAUCACACCCAGUUAGACCUUCUCACCCUGGCCGAGGCAGUGGAGGUCCUGAAGUCGGCAAAGCCUGGUACCGUUCGCCUUGGUAUUCGCAAACCGCUGGUGGUGGAAGCAGCAGAGACGAGCAGAAAGAGGAAUAUUCUGGUAUCUUCUGAAGAUGGACCUGUUCCAGAGGAUUUCAGUGAUGGCUCCGUGCUUCCAGAGGAUUUCUCUCAGAGAGAGGAGGAGGAGGAGCCAGAGCUGAUCCUGGAUGGAGGUCUGCCUCGCUACACCUCUUCUCUGACCUCUGACCUCCUGCCUGUAGAGGACGGCAUGGAGAUGGCUGUAGAUGAAGAGGAGAAGGAUGAGGACAGGAGUAGCUCCCUCCACAGGAAGCCUCCUCCAUCCUGGGAGGAGUGGAAGCUGUCCUCUGCUGGGAGAGUAGGAGGUUCCGAUGAGCUCCAGACGUGGAGACGUGGGUCCCAGGAAGACGAGGAGCUGCAGAAGUCAGACCACGAGAGCAUCUCAUCUGUUGGGAAACUGAUCCUGGGCCUUCCAGAUGCCAGAGAUAGCGAAGCCGACUCGGACCUCACUUUGACGGACACCGACACCGAGUCUGUCAGGGUGGUCAACACUGGGAGGAGAAAAAGGCAGAGCCAGGGAGGAGCCUUUCUACCAGGAAGAGGAGGCUGCAGUGAUCUGCCUGAGAGAGAAGAGGGGGAGGGAGAGGAGACCCCCGGCUACAGUCACUGGGGACCCCCCCGCAGGGUGGAGGUGUGGCCUGAGGACGGCCAGUCUCUGGGUCUGAGCAUUGUUGGAGGUCGACACGUCAUCAAGCGUCUGAAGAAUGGAGAGGAACUGAAGGGAAUCUUCAUCAAACAGGUUCUGCCUAACAGCCCUGCUGCCAAAACUCACUGUCUGAAGACUGGAGACAAGAUCCUGGAGGUGUCAGGUGUCGACCUGCGAGCAGCCAGUCACAACGAGGCGGUCAGCGCCAUCAAAUCUGCUCCGAGUCCGGUCGUCUUCAUUGUGCAGAGCCUGUCUGCGACGCCGCGGCCAACGUCAUUAACAGCUUCCAGCUACACCAAACACAAAGCCAAGCGGACCGAGACCGAACCUCCGAUACCUGAAGCAGCCAUGGCCCCCCUCAGACUGCCCCCACCCUACAGCCCUCCCAGCCAAUCAGAGCAGGAGCUGACUGCUCACCUGCUGCAGGUCAAAGGACUCGACUCGAUCACAGCAGUCUGGCUAACUCACACUAACGGAUCGCUUCCUGGAAAUCUGCGCGUUGCAGCUGACCCGACACUGAAACGAAACGUUUGUUUAGCUCCUCACACACAUCCACACACAUCCACACACGCUCCCGUUGAUUUAUGUCGGAGUGUGGGGACUGGAGCAUGGACGAUGCUGCAGCAGGAGCGUUGGUGUGAACGUUAUGGAGACCUGCAGGGGGAGCUGUUGUGUGUGGAGUUGGUCAAGGACCGACAGGGUUUGGGUCUCAGCCUGGCUGGAAACAGAGACCGUUCCCGCCUCAGUAUCUUCGUGGUGGGACUCCAUCCAGGUGGACCGGCGUCCCGUGAUGGACGGAUCCAUGUGGGGGACGAGCUGUUGGAGAUCAACAACCAGGUUCUUUAUGGGCGGAGCCACCAGAACGCCUCGGCCAUCAUUAAGAGCGCCGCCUCCAAGGUGAAGCUCAUCUUGCUGAGAAAUGACGACACUAUAAACCAGAUGGCUGUUUCUCCUUUAACGACUCCUCCUCCUGCUCCUUCUCCUCCUCCCACCUUGAGCCCAGUCAGCCCAGAGUGUGUGCUUGGUGACCCUGCCCCCUCUGAACAGCCCCACCCCCCUGACAGUUUGAGACUCCGCCCCUCGCCGGACGAGACCACGAGGGACGAAUUGGUUCAGAAUGCCUGGAACAGAAGCAGCGACGGUGCCCCCAAGAGGCUGACGGAGGCAGACAUGCAGAUAAAGAAGCUCCAAGCCGCAGAGUCUCCAGAAAAUGAGCUGCAGGCUCCAAAGGGACCGCUGGAGCUUCAGUUCUGCAGAUCCAACAGCAGCUCCAGCAAACAGACGGCAGCCUCUCCUCCUCUGAUCGGCGCUGAAGUCCACCCUACUAACGGAGAUCCAUCCUGCUGUGUGGUGGUUCCGGGCCAGGAAACCGUUCUGGAGAUCUUUAAGGGUCGAUCUGGACUGGGACUCAGCAUAGUGGGAGGAAGAGACACACAGCUGGACGCCAUCAUGAUCCAUGAGGUCUAUGAGGAAGGAGCAGCAGCUAGAGACGGACGGCUGUGGGCCGGAGACCAGAUACUGGAGGUGAACGGCGUGAAUCUCCGUGGGGCCUCCCACGAAGAGGCCAUUGCCAGCCUGCGUCAAACGCCAGCAAAGGUCCAUCUGACUGUUCUGAGGGACGAAUCCCACUACAGAGACGAGGAGAACCUGGACGUGUUUAAGGUGGAACUGCAGAAGAAAAGCGGCCGAGGAUUGGGAUUCAGCAUCGUUGGGAAGAGGAGUGGCAGUGGGGUGUUCAUCUCGGAGGUGGUCAGAGGGGGCGCUGCCCAGAUGGAUGGACGCGUGAUGCAAGGAGAUCAGAUUCUGUCGGUGAACGGAGAGGACACACGCCACGCCUCCCAGGAAGCUGUGGCCGCCAUGCUGAAGUGCGCUCGUAAGCCAGUCCUGUUGGAGCUUGGUCGACUCAAAGCUGCUUCAUGGAUCUCCUCCAGACUGACCUCCAAGGCAAGCCAGAUGAGUCACGUCAGCAGCAGCAGCUCAGCUGUUGUAGCUCCACCCCUCCCACAGAUGCCCACAUCACCUGAACUCGCCAUCACCACCGAGCCGCUCAAGAACAUCAAGACCAGAAGUGACAUCACUUCCUGCUGUGAAAGCAGCUCAGGGGUGGAGGCCGGUGUCCGGACGGUGGAGAUCACCAGGGGUGCCGGCGACUCCCUUGGGGUGAGUGUAGCCGGGGGGAAGGGCAGCCCUCUGGGGGACAUUCCCAUCUUCAUCGCCAUGAUCCAGGCCAACGGAGUUGUUGCCAAGACGCACCGGCUGAAGGUGGGAGACAGAAUCGUCAGCGUUGGUGGUCAGUCAGUGGACGGUCUGUCUCACAGUGAGGUGGUCACCAUGCUGAAGAACAGCUACGGGAACAUCAGUCUGCAGGUGGUGGCGGACACAAACAUCAGCGCCAUUGCCUCUCAGGUGGAGAGUCUGACCAGCAGCUCCAGUCUGUCGGCCAGCACCGACACACACACCACAGCUGACUCAGAGGGUCCACGGCCCCGCAGCAUCACUCUGGAGAAAGGUACUGAUGGACUCGGCUUCAGCAUUGUCGGAGGCUUUGGCAGUCCACAUGGAGACCUUCCGAUCUAUGUCAAAACCGUCUUUAAUAAGGGCGCAGCGGCGAUGGACGGCCGUCUGAAACGCGGCGAUCAGAUCCUGUCGGUCAACGGUGAGAGUCUUCAGGGAGUGACGCACGAGCAGGCGGUGACCAUCCUGAAGAAGCAGAAAGGAACGGUCACGCUGGACAUCCUGUCCUAACCAACAUGCCUGCAGAGACACGUGAAGUACCGGAUGUCUUCACCCUGACUCCAGAGGUUCAGGUCAAGAAAGAUCGACUGCUCUGAGCUUCCCAACAUGCAAAAAAUACUCCCGCAGGUCACACAAUUGUCUUCUGUCUCUAUGAUAACCAUCACUUCAUGCAUCACCUUUACCUGACUCCACCCAUGUCUCAGAUAGGUGUCUCACCUGAUGGUUUCCUCAAAAACUGACACAAGCACAGUUUCUGAUGUCAGACCUUCUGCAGCAGAGUCCCUCCUGUAGCUUAUUGUAGCUUCUCAGCCUUUCAGUAGGAGAACUUUGAUUAUAUCUGAGCUCAUCUUUGCAAAUUUGUUCUUCAUCUUGAAAAGUUCUAGUUCUUGAACCAUAGCACUAGAUGGCACCAACUGAACCAGCCCACAAACUGCAAAAAACCAGGAUACCAACAAGUAAACCUUUUCGUUAUUCUGCCAGGAGCACCAUUUAAGACCUUCUGUCUUCUAGUGAUCAGUUUGGUGAUAGCAGCUGCUCCUGGUUAAAACCACAGCAGUUUCUUAUUUUCCUUUUUCACCAUUCCCAGAUUCAUUUCAUCUCUGGUUUUACAUCUUUGAUGAGGUUCAUCUAUGAGUUCUGGAAGAACUUUGAGGUUUUUAGUCUGAACAUUUGUACAAGACACAUGAAUAAGAACUGAAUCUGUAAAAAUCUGGCCUCAUGUUGAUAAACUCAUUGAUUUUACAGAAUACAUAUUUAAGUGAUUGUUUAAAAAAACAGUUGUUUGAAGAUCAUCAUCUGCAGAGGAAUUCAUCUAAAUAUAAUUUAAUGGUUGUAAAUCUGAACCACGAAGCUCAGAAUAAUCUGGUCCGUAUGUUGGUCAGUAGGAGCUCAGAGUUCCUCCAUUGCUGAUCAUCAGAUGCUAGAAACCAGAAAGGUUGAGAUGCUCCAUUUAUCCGACUGCUGCUUUUCAGAACCUCCUAAAACUAAAAUGGCAAAAUGGACUGAACCAACUGAUCAUGUUUUCAUGGAGGAAGGACUGACGGUUCUAAUGCUGAUGGACAAAAAUAGAUGCUUAAUUUAUCUGGUCACACUUUUCUACUGAAGGUUCUGGUUCUGUCUGGAACAUUCCCAGGGACGGAGGUGUUUUCAUGACAUGUUCAAAAGUGUUGCAGUUUCAUAUUCUGAAUGUCGAUGCAUGCAGCGUUGCAGCAAACAGUGUGCCCAAAAUACUGCAAAUUUAGCAGCAAACCCUCUGAUUGGUUGGCUGCAAAUGGAAGCAACAAUGAUGUCACACCUGUUCGCAGAAAAGCUUAAAAAGUUCUUAUAAGCCAUGAAAAGGUGGGUUCUGGUUCUUGGGUUGGUUAUGAAGUUUAACAAGUAAAUCCAAGUUAACAAUUUAAGUUUGCAGCCAAAAACGUUUCUGAAAGAAUAAAAAAAACUGCAGCUACUGUUAAGUAGGGCUUUCAGCAUUAGUUUAUUUUUGGUGCAUAAGAAGCUUAUAUUUCUGCUUCAGACUCGGCCCAAACACAAGCGGAGCCUGUUUCAACACACUGACCGCAGUUUAAUAUUUGUUGUUGAUUUUAAUGAUGGCAAAUCGUCUGAAGGGUUCAGGGUUUAUACCUACGGCUAAAUAAAUCCUGUUGAUUCUCAGUUAAAACUUUACUUUGUCUUGAAACUAAAUCACCAAACAGUCUUAGUCGUUUUAAAGUUAGCAUGUAGCUUCUCCUGUACGUUCUUUACAUCCAUGCAAAAAGUGCCAUCUUUUGAUAAAAUUCAUUAUUUUAGUUUAAUACAUUGGUAGGAUUUCUAGAAGAGUUGUUGGUCGCCUGUCUCCAUGGAGACAGCUCUCAGGAUGUUGUUAGUAUGGUGCCUGUUGCCUUGACAACAGAUGUCUUCCACAUGACGGUUGUCUUUUACUUUAGAGAUUAAAGCUGCAGACGGAUGUUCCUCAUGUCCCUAAAUAACAGACUGUUCCUGUUUGGGUUUAAACUUUAACCCACGUUCUGAUGUAAAAAUCCUAAAACCAGAUUUAUUGAACCAUAAUUGUGAAUUAAAUAUCUUCCAAUGAGAUUUCACAUUUGCUAUAAUUAUGUUCAAGAAGCUGAUUCCACCAAACAACUGCAGAAAAACAGCAGAAAAAAAUCAGUUGCUCAAAACACCCUGAAGGUUCUCCUAAAAAACGUCCUGAAGGUUUUCCUGAAAACGCCCCGAAUAUUUUCCUGAAAACAUUCGGAAAGUUUUCCAGAAAUGUUCCUGAAGGUUUUCCUAAAAAUGCCCUGAAGGUUUUCCUGAAAAUGCCCUGAAGAUUUUCCUGAAAACACCCUAAAGGUUUCCUGGAAAUAUCCUCAAAUUUUUUCUGAAAACGUCCUGAAAGGUUCCUGAAGGUUUUCCUAAAAACCCCUGAAGGUUUUCCUGAAAAGGUCCUAAUGGUUUUCUUGAAAAUGUCCUGAAGGUUUUCCUGAAACCGUCCUGAAGAUUUUUCUGAAAACGUCCUGAACGUUUUCCUAAAAACGCCCAGAAGGUUUUCAUGAAAACAUCCUGAAGGUCUUCCUGAAAAGGUUCUGAAGGUUGUUUUUUUUUUCAGAAAUAAGGACAGCUCUUACACUAAAGUUUUCAGAAUCCAAUUUAAGGAAACAAAAGCUUUAAAGUCAGUUAAAAUGUUAAUUGAAACAUUCCCAGCCAUCCCUGACAGGUGUUAUGGUCAGAUUGGCUUUCUGCAGCUGCUUCACAGCUGAAGAUUCUGCCACACAUUUAUUAAUGAAUGUUGUUAUGUGUGGAGCUACAAUUUGACAAAUUGUUAAUUUCAUGAUCCAUUACACUGAGUUGGCCAGCAAUCAGCAUCCAUGGAAACUGUUAGACGUUUUCCUUCCUGGGCAGAAAUUGAGAAGUUGUUGAGAUGAGUUGUGGAAUGUCCUCGCUUCAAUGAAACAUUUUCAGUUUUUAAAUUAUUUCAGUUCCUUAAACAGUUUUUAACCGUUCUUAGACCAAACCUGCAAACCAACAUUGGAAAAACACACUAGCGAACAUGGAUGAUUGAAGUAAAGAGUUGAAUGUUUCUCUCUGAGAUGCUGGGAGUUAGAAGGUUGUAAAGGAAUUAUAAGCAGCUUUUAUUUUACUCUGUUUAAUUUUCUUUUCUCUUGUUCUUUAAAUCAGCUAAUCUGUAAAAUGAUCUCCAACAAACUCCACAUUUUACCUUCAGUGUUGCUACCAGCUGCCAGAGAACCGUAUUGUUGGUUAAUUUCCUCUUAAAUUUUCUUUAACAGUUCUAAAAUCCUCUGCGGUCUUAAGACAAAGUUUUCUUCUAGAAGUGGAACGACGUGUUAUUUUCAUUUUAUCUGACUAGUUGGGAGUUUAGACUUGUAGAUAAAUCUGAGUUAUGGAAUUUAUUAGUUUUAUGCUGCUCUCAUAACGUGUGGUGUUUUGUGCAACUGAUCUUUGCUAACAUGUUAGCUUUGUCCCCAAUAAACAAAACUAAGCAAACAGAAAUACUAGCCUGAUGCCGUUAGCUCUGUUAGCUCGGUUAGCCUGGUUAUCUUUUUGGUUGUACAAAAAUACAGUUUAAUCAAUUUACUUUCCAGUCCAACACAGUCUGUGGGUUAAAUGUUUGUAAUUUGGCCCAUUUUACCAAAACAUUUAAAAAGUAAAGUGUUUUUUAAUAUUUAACACGGUGUUAGCUUCUUUUUAGCAACAUAUUACCUAAACUGUUGACUUUAUCAGUGAGUUAUUCCGUCCAAGACUCUUGAAAGUUAAUCAUGAAUAUAAACCUGUUUAGGAUGAUUUGUGAAAUAGUCAAAGAUCCUUUUUUAAUUAUUUGAGCUAAAGCUAGCUUGUUGUUAGCAUUAACGUCUAAAAGCAACUAGCCAGGUUCGGUCGGGAAACCAGUGCAAACUUCUACAUAUCAAUCAUGUGCAGAAAUACACUGUCUUUAUUUUUUUGUAGAUUAAAUGUAAUUUAUUUGUUGAAUCCACUGGAAAUAAAAUCUGUAUUUUCUGUAUUUAUGGUGCAGCUUUGUGCCACAUCCUAUCGGAACCCAGCACGGGUCCAUUUUUAUUUCAUGUCUUUGCCAUGUUGUCAAAGGUUUCUGGAAAAUGCUUUUGAUUUACUGUGAGAAGAUUGAAAUGAUUAUUAGUGGAACCAUUAAUAAAGAUGAAUAAACUGAGA